Molecule: messenger RNA, 7257 nt
Organism: Spirometra erinaceieuropaei
Lineage: Eukaryota; Metazoa; Platyhelminthes; Cestoda; Diphyllobothriidea; Diphyllobothriidae
Source: the annotation of a GenBank genome assembly
AUGGCCUCUGUGUAAGUUCUCAUAAGUCAAGUCAAAGAAAGAAUUUUCAUGGAGACUUUAUACGAUUUUUAGGUUAAAGCCUCACGUCUAUUUAUCAUUUUGCAAUAAAUAUGGAUGAAGGAAACAAGGGUUGGUCAUUAGCGGGCUUAUGCAUUCAGUAAUAUGAUUCCACCGUGGGCUCGUUCUAACACCAAAUGGCAAGUGAACGAACUGGAACAAACCACGAUGAGCAAAGGCUGCCAGGAUUCUUCAGUCGCCUUGAGUAGGAGAUUGGCCUCAGAUGGAUUCAACUGAGUGAAACAAGUUUCGUCAUCAUGCCUACUGAAAUGGAUGUUCGGGCAAUGGCAGUGAAUAAUGGUGUGUGUCCAGGGCAGUAAUUAGAUCGAUGGAGAAAUCAGCGCUGAUACGUUCAUUGCCAGUAGAUUUCCUGAUCGCCAUCAUUGGCGCGGUUCAUUUGUAGUAGUUCACUAGCUGGAGAACACCGUCUCACCGGGGAGGCUCAAGUUUUUAGUCGAACACUGUAGAUGAUGCACGAUAAGCUGGCAAUCGUUUUGGUCGUAAAGCAGGUUUUGCAUUGAACCGAAAACAGAAGGUGAUAUUCACCCUGGUGCAGGAACCAAGACCGUCUUGAUAAACGGAUGCGAAUCUCUCAUGUAGAUUCGUCGUCAACUAAGCGGUCAGCUGAUGCGAUAUGACAUGAGUCCGGAGAUAUAUUUGAAGAUUUUUCAAACACGAUUAAGCCGCAAUUCCAGUGGGCUGAGUUUUUCAAUUGACGUUAUUCGGGUCCCAUCAGCAUUCUUAUUUUAGACCAGGAAAUUACAAGAAGUCACUGAUAAUCUGUUUGUCUCCUUACAGACAUCGUUCAGAUGUUGUGGUCAUUACAAACGUAGUUCUAGUCAAAAUGCACUUUUUGCAUUCUGUAAUUUCAUGUUUACAAAUGGGCAUUGGGUCAACGAGUGCUGUGUAUAAACAUGUAAUCAUAUUAUUCAGCAUUUCUUCAGUGAAAAUGUUAUCGAUUUCCCAGGGACUCUGUUCGUUUAAGUCAUUCUAUUCAAUAGCGAACUACUGAGAGGAUAGAACCUAUGAAUUGGGCGGUGGUGAGACUGAAGUCCGUCCUGGCAUGGCCGUUUCGCUCGACUUGGUUUUAGCGUGGAGUCGCAUUACCGAUUGCAUAAGCCUGCUAAAGGCCAACCCAUGUUUCCUUCUCCCAUAUCUAUUGCAAAAUGAUAAGUAGACGUGAGGCUUUAACUGGAAAAUUGUAUAAUGUCUCUAUGAAAUUUCUUUCUUUGACUUGAGUUAUGAGAACUUACACAGAGGCCAUCUAAGGAAUCGUCACAUUUAAGCUCGCCCAUCCAGGAACAUUCAGCCAUAGAUGUGAUCAUGUGAGUCCGUCCAACCAUGCACCAAAUAUGCGUUCAGAUAAGAGUGAUGUUCGAGGCCACAUCCAGCUGAAUGCGUAUUGGUGGACCAUUGGUAAUCAUCCUGAGAGAAUUUCCGUCGUUGCUCAAUCUGUGUUUUAAACGUGACCAGAAAUGAGGGACAACCAAUGACUGGAAUGGACUGAUGGACGAGGCCGACAACACCUCGUCUGCCUCUGACAGGUGCAGGGACGAUGCGAAUCCAGUCCCCAUUUUUUGCAUCGAUGACCUAACCCAUGUUUCCUUCUCUCAUAUGUAUUGCAACGUGGUGAAAAGAACGCCACACCUUAACUGAAAAAUCUUAUGGCACUUCCAUGGAAAUUCUUACUCUGACAUGAGUUCUGUGAAGAAGCAUAGAGGCAAACGCCUUGCUCUCAUGUGCAGCCGGAAUUUAGAUGCAUAAUUACCAAAUGUUGUCAAUCAGUUACACAAAAUGCAAACGCCUUCAUUUCCUUAUCUGCAUUCUCUUUUUUUCCUUUGAAACAGUGAAGACGUGAAGCAAGCCCUUUUUCGCGAAUCUGUACAUCAACCCACGUUACUGUGUGGUGUGUGUGAACCAAACAGUUAGUUCGUGAUUGGAUUACUACACGCCUCUAGUCGAUAGUGGCAACCAACCAAUCGAUUGCCAUUUCAGCAGUCCAAAUGGAUAUUUAAGCAGACAGAAGCGGAGAGGCCUGAGGGCUCCCGUAGUCGUUGAUCAUACACAGUUUGAGGUGCGUUCGUGCAGCUAAGUAGUCAGUUAAAUACAUCGCCCAUUUCACAUCAUGUUUUGUUUUUGUUUUAGACGAAAUUUGCGUGAUGUGGCAACUUCAAUUCGGCAUUCUACUCGGUGCGUGCUUAUUCGCGGCAUACGGCCUGCUUGGUGCAGUCAGGUUCGCGCUUAGCCUACAGUUUCCCUGAAAAACUAACUGACCAUAUAAAUUUUUUCUUCCCAUCGUCUUUUGAUUGUUCCAGCACUGAGACCGAGGGAACUACUAUAACUGUUGGUACUGAUUCCGCGACCACAUAGUCACACUCAAAACAGUGUCCUAGCGUGUGGCCCAAUGCUACUGCAUGUCAUUCUUGCUUGCGUAGACUGUGAAGCUGUCAGAGAACGUAAGCGACAAUAUAGUCCUUCUAACGAGCAUGUUCCAUUGAAUGCCUGUCUGUGGUUAUGUUGAAUUGUUCGUGAAAAUAGCCGUGUUCAGAGCUUGAACCCUGCGAUUGUGAUCUAAAUUAUGUUAUAGAACGUAGUCAUCAGGGUGGGUAAAUUAUGGUUUGAAAUAAGGGUUGAAGGCGAACGAGUGUGGUCGAUCAAAUGAUUUAAAUUAUAAAUCUCACCUACUGGCCAAUGAUGUUGGCCGCGACUGUGGUGGUCUCACUGUGUUGCAUGGCGUUUCGGCAAGAUGACAAGUUCAGAGCUGCUGGAAACCUGCGCCACGCACCGCACGUCCAACCAAUCGACAGGGUUUGGUUUAGGGUGGACUCUGUUCUACCCUAACCACCUCUUCUCCGACAAGUGUUCGCAGUAGCUUUUAAACCGCCUAAUUGAGAGGACGUUAGCAUAAGCUUGUUGUAUCGGAUUUGGUGGAUUUCACUCAGAAGCUUUGGCUGAAAUACGUUCGUAUCAUCCGUUUUUUCCUGAUUACUACCGGCAGAGUUGUUCGGAACAGGUAUGUCAAUAUGGCAAAAUGCUGGUCCUUCCGUAUAUUUUGGUGAGAAAUUAGGUCUGCGCGUUCGUCGAUUUUGCGUCCUACAAUUUGAGUACAGUAAAUCAACGCUUGCUUCUUUGGGAGGCAGAUUUGUAAAUACUCUCAACGGGUACAUUUCAUGCAUCAAGUGCUGGAAUAUAUUUGCAGUGUUCCAUUCAGAAACCAUGAUAAGUCGCGGAUUAACGGAUGACUGUCACCCACCUGUAUACUGUCCGCACAAAAACAGUGAUGAAAUGGGGACAUUCAGUUCGGAUUUCAUAAAAUAUUGAUGGUGUGCGAGCGCAAAUGUGACGAUUCCUCUGAUGUCAUUCGACGCAAGGAUUAGUAUACCUCACCAAUCGCCCAUAACUUCAACCCCAUGGAUUUGUUUCGAUUGAAAAACUCAGCCUACUGUACGUGCUUCUUAAAGGUGUCUGAAAAACUUUCAAAUAUGUCUCCGGACUCAUGUCAUAUCGCAUCAGCUAACCGCUUAGUUGACGUCAAAUCCACAUGAGAGAUUCGCAUCCGUUUAUCAAGACGGUCUUGGUUCCAGCACCAAGGUGAAUGUCACUUUCUGUUUUCGGUCCAAUGCAAAACCUGUUUUACGACCAAAACGAUUGGUACUUACAGUGAUCGACUAAGAACUUGAACCUCCCCGGUGAGACGUCGCUCUCCAGCCAGUGAACUACUACAAAUGAACCGCGCCAAUGGUGGCGGUCAGGAAAACCACUGGCAACGUUCGUCUCUGCACUGAUUUCUCCAUUGAUCUAAGUACUGCUCUGGACACACGCCAUCAUUCACUGCCAUUGCCGGAACAUCCAUGUUACUAGGCCUAAUUAGGUUGAAUCCAUCUGAGGCCUAUCUCCUAAUCAAGAUGACUGAAGAGACCUUGCAGCUUCUGCUGAUUAAUGGUCAUCGUGGUUUGUGCCAGUUCGUCCAGUUGCAAUUUGGUGUUAGAAAUGUUCUCGUAAUUUUCCAGCAAGUACUGCAUACCAUGCUGAUGGGCAAAGGCAAGGCUGCUGUCUACCAUGAGAGCCAACUGAAUGCCUGCAAUGUCCACAGGCCGUAUUCGGCUGGAUACAAGACUAUGACUUACGCCUGCGUCUGGGCAAAUGCAAUUGCCUUCUGCCCUCCGUCAGGCAACGCAAGUUUAAUUUCUCAAUUAUAAUUGUCCUCUGUGCACGGAUAAUACUGACUUCAUCUUGAAGAUGUCUCUGUUAUUAUGGAAUGGUCGACAACUUGAAGGCUCCUAACGCAGAAGAUUAACACAUUGAACACUUCAGUCUUUAGUCCACCACAAACUUUGACGCAUACGAGGACAUCCAGAAAGGCCAACUGGUUAUUCUCUUUUUUCUCUAUCGUAAAUUUUAUGUCCGGUAAGACCGCAUGCAGAUGUUCCUAGAAUGUACGUACAGAACUUCGGUCUGUGUGUUGGAAGACCAGCAAUUCCAACCGUUGCAGGACCGCCUCGGCGAUGAAUCCCGAAUCUGCGAACCCACUGGCGUGCCCUUCACCUGUUCGUAGAUUGUCCCGUCGAACGUGAAGGACGUCCUGAGACAGAGCUUCAGGCGCUGAAGCACUUGGGCGUGUCAAAGACGAUUUUCCAUUUCAUCGUAUUUGCUUUGUAGAAGCAGCUGGAUUGUCUCGAUCGCCAGGUCCUGGGGAAUAGAAGUAAAAAGGGAGAUAACAUUAAAAAAUGCCAUGACCUCAUUUGGAUGGAGGUUUACCCCUUUGAGUUUCUCCAGGAAUUGUGCUGACGACGAGACCGUUGUGUCUGACUCAGCGGUCAGGAACUUGAGACGUCGGAACAGCCACUUAGACAGUCCGUACGUUGGAGUGCCUUUGAGCGACACGAUGGGUCGGAGAGGAGCGCCGUCUUUGUGUACCUUAGGGAGGCCGGAGUAUCGGGCCAAAACCUUGACUUGGGGUAUCGCCAUGCGUCUGUCGGUCGGUAUUAUUGCAUCUCAGUUCUCCAAGGCCAACAACGUCGCAUUAAUUUCGCGUGUCAGCGCUUUUACAGGGUUCGUUGCACAUGGGACAUACUGUCGGUACUCCAGUAAAACUUUGGCUUUUUGUAGGUAGUCUGUACUGUCCAACUCAACCUUGGAGCGCUCCUUGUCCGCUGGCAUGGCGAGCAUGUCUUUGCCGGCCUUCAGUUCUCCAAGCGCAUCAAGUUCGAACUUGGUGAACAUUUCCGCGGCCUGUGGACCAUCAGGUGGGACGACACUUGGUGUCGGAUGAGGCUCUUAGUCUCCUGCGUGGCCUCCGUCUGACCAAGGAUUGAUUCCAUUUGUGCAAUCGUGUUAACGGGUUUGUCUUGGAACAUAUACUCAAAAUGCAGGCUGUUGAAAAACCGCAAUAUAUAAAAUUACGCUAAUGUUUAAUGCAUGUUUAGAUUUAAACUUCAUCAAAACACUAUUUUUAAACGUUAUUCUGUUUAUGAUUUCAUAUUAACUAAGUUUUGUUUACAUGGGAAGACAUUCUAUAUAUCUAAAAAAGAAGUUUACUAAAUUACAGCCAUUUUUGAUGUUUUCGGAAUUUUGAGCUUUUCGUAAAAAUCAACAUUUCGAAGCAGCAUAACGCUGCCUUUAAUAAUUCCUUUAUAUUUUUGAUUCUAUCAAAGUUGCAAACAAUUAGCAUCGAAAUUGUAUUCAUGAAUGGGUAUCGGUUUGCGAGUGAUUUGCAAUCAUUAGUGAAGUUGGAUACAUUUCAUGAGAUAGCACGCCUACUGUAACUGAAUUACUAUAGAAUUAUGUAACAAGAUGAUUUAUUUUAAAACCCUACUUAAGUAAACUUUUCGAAAGGAAAACGCACUUCAGAAUAUCAGCUAGCGUUUCAUGCGUUAGCACACCCACGGUACUUGUGUUUGGCAAAACAGAGGAUCACGUGUUACCAACAAAGCGGCAUUUUCAAAGCAGAGAAGGGUCGAUGCCAGAAACUCCAAUUCACUUUCUACUGUAGAUAGUACUGUUACACACAUCUAGCUUACAUGACAAGCACAACCGAAAGGUUCAGUUUCUGACUGGCAACGGAUGAAAUGGCAGACCCGUCUCCGUUGCAAAUCUGUCACUUGCGCCACUAUUAAACCGCUGUUCUGCCGCACCCUUAUCGAUGAUGAAAUUAACGGAGAGCAUGUCACCCACGACUGUACUUACUCGAGGUUGACAGUGUUCCUUCAGAAGUCGGUUGCUACGCUGUCAUCGAACUUUUCUCGUCAUGUACGACUGCAGUUAAUAAAACGCAUGAGCGAGGGCCUUCAUGCAGUUGAGUCUCGCACACCCGGUGUGAAACUUCCUCAGAACACUUGCUUGCAGUUUUGUGGGACAACGACGCGUCUGAAGAAUAGGAUACAGUCGUCAACGGUGGAUAGAGAAUGUUUUGGUUGGUAAAACUGCUGAAAUUCCCCCGAAAGUUUGCGGGCCUCUGACUGCGAUGGUGUGUGCUUAAUUACCUAUUUCAGUAAAUCAACAUGGAGUUUUGCAUUUCGGACUUCCUGAAAAGUGACAGGGGUGUCUGCGGGAAUGGAGUCCGGAAACAGGCUCUGGUACGCUGAGGCCACUGAGGCGGACAUGAUGAUUGCUCCUUCAGGCUCAUUAUUUCAUGGGUUGAUUAGGCGCAGGAGUGUGACUGCUCACCGAUUUCCUUUAUCGACUGGUACCGGAUAUCGACACUAGUCGGGCCCCGGCAGCAUGCUUAUUUUUGACCAAAAAUUACAAAAAAACACUGAUAGUCUGUUCGAAGGGUGAAAUGAAGACUACAGAACAUUCUUCUCGUGAAACAUGAUACUCAAAGACUCAUUCUCGAUCAGUCCGUAGGGGCGAUUUGCGGAAGCUAGACACGGUUGCGGAGUGAGAAGUCUCCUUUUUCUGUACUGUUGAAAGAGACGGGUGCAAUCACAGCGCCUCUGUAAAGGCGGCGUCCCCACCAUCUGUCUCUCUAUCACGUUUACUGCGUGCUUCGCUUUGUCCACUGAAUUCAACUACUACCUCCUCCUCCUCUUCCAACUCUUCAAUCGCAAUGCACACUCAGACCUCUCAGUCUGCCUCUGUACUGACAUUAUAGGAACAUCUGCAUGCGGUCUUCCCGGACAAAGGAUUUACGAUGAAGAAAGAAGAGAACAACUAGCUGGCCUUCCAGGAUGUUCUCGUAUGCCGCAAAGACUGUCUUGA